Molecule: messenger RNA, 1295 nt
Organism: Tachysurus fulvidraco (yellow catfish)
Lineage: Eukaryota; Metazoa; Chordata; Actinopteri; Siluriformes; Bagridae
Gene: arl8bb
Product: ADP-ribosylation factor-like 8Bb
Exons: 7
Coding region: 140-700 (186 amino acids)
Biological process (GO): protein transport; anterograde axonal transport
Cellular component (GO): lysosomal membrane
Molecular function (GO): GTPase activity; GTP binding
Source: RefSeq, a predicted model, not a curated record
UGUGUAAGUGUUUGAGAGUGUGUGUAUGUGAGAGUGUGUGUAUGUGAGAGUGUGUGUAUGUGAGAGUGUGUGUAUGUGAGAGUGUGUGUAUGUGAAUCCAGCUUCCUGAGCUCUGUCUCUGUCAGAGAGCCUCAGCACCAUGUUGGUCCUCAUUAACCGGCUCCUGGACUGGUUCCGCGCUCUGUUCUGGAAGGAGGAGAUGGAGCUCACACUCGUAGGGUUACAAUAUUCAGGGAAAACCACCUUCGUCAACGUGAUCGCGUCGGGGGAGUUCAGCGAGGACAUGAUCCCCACGGUGGGCUUCAACAUGAGGAAGGUCACCAAAGGCAAUGUCACAAUAAAGGUUUGGGACAUCGGAGGUCAGCCUCGCUUCAGGAGCAUGUGGGAGAGAUACUGCAGGGGCGUCAACGCCAUCGUGUACAUGGUGGACGCCUCUGACCGGGACAAGAUCGAGCCAUCCAGAAACGAGCUGCACAGUUUAUUAGAGAAACCUCAGCUUCAAGGCAUCCCUGUCCUCAUCCUGGGAAACAAGAGAGACCUUCCUGAUGCUCUGGACGAGAAGCAGCUCAUUGAGAAAAUGAACUUGGCAGCGAUCCAGGACCGAGAAAUCUGCUGCUACUCCGUCUCCUGUAAAGAGAAGGACAAUAUAGACAUCACACUGCAGUGGCUUAUUCAGCACUCAAAGUCCCGGAGGAGCUGAGAGGAGACGUCAUCGGUGUCCUGCGCUCCACCCUGCAGCCCCAUCCUGCUCUGAACACAGAUCUUUACCUUCAGUUAGCUUCUGCUCCUGCUUUAAGUUUGCAUAAUGCCACUAAAUGUGGUGUUUUUUUUUUAUUAGGUCAAAAACAGUCCUGGGUUUGUUUUUUUCUUGGACUCUGUUUCCUAUCUCAAAGCACAACACAGACACUACUACUCUCUUUGUCUGUAGGUUGAAUGACUCUCUGUCUUUCUCUGUGUGUGUGUCAGGGUCAUGCUCUCUCAUGCUAAAUGAAACACAAUCAGCACACUGACCUUUUUUCCCAACACUUUUCUGUCAGAGGACCUUUUUCAUACCGAACACUUAGUGAUGGAGCAUUAAUCAGCCUGGGCUUCAUUCUGUAGGUCUUAUUGGGCUUCAUUCUGUAGGUCUUAUUGGGCUUCAUUCUGUAGGUCUUAUUGGGCUUCAUUCUGUAGGUCUUAUUGGGCUUCAUUCUGUAGGUCUUAAUGUAACCCUGAAAUCAUCAUGUAAAGGCUCCUAAUGCAGUCUGUGUCUGUAGUGAGGGACAGUUAGUCUUAUUAAACCAAUAUUAAUCAUA